Molecule: messenger RNA, 468 nt
Organism: Necator americanus (New World hookworm)
Lineage: Eukaryota; Metazoa; Nematoda; Chromadorea; Rhabditida; Ancylostomatidae
Exons: 1
Coding region: 1-468 (155 amino acids)
Source: RefSeq, a predicted model, not a curated record
AUGACAUCACCUCCUGACGGCUCACCGACUCCUUACUCCAAUUCUCUGCAACCUAGUUCAACCAUUCCUCCAGACAGUGAAACUCCAUCGACACCUUCAUCAAGUACUGCAAUUACGAAACUUGCUGGAGCGAAACCAAUAAUUCCUUCAUUUCCGUCAACCUCUACCACCGACGACAAAGCUGGUAGUAACGAGGAAGACGUUGAUGAGAGGAGGCUAGCGACUAUCACAACAACGACAACAGUAUCCACUAUUAUCGAAGGUUCGACGGCUAACGUUGUGUUGCAGACCGGUGUGAAUACAGUCACGAUGACCACAACGACUACAAUGACUAACUCAGGAAACAACAAUCAAAAUGUAAACAGCAACAUGAACAACGUCCAAAUUGUAAACAAUAACAUGAACAACGUCCAAGUUGUAAACAAUAACAUGAAUAAUGUCAACGUAGUUAAUGUCAUGAACGGAUAG